AUGUCCCUUGCCAAGAAGCGUGGUUGGUGUGACGAAUCCAUGGAUCCACAACAGAGGCAGUUUACCAGCUAUUUCGAUCCGCCGAAUUCAAUAUUUUACAACUCGCAAACUCUAAUGGGGAUACAGGAAGCUGCUCCUAGGUACAGACUUAUUAGCAACGCUGCAUUCCGGGAGCCUGACCAAAGCGACUUUACUCUAACUUCAGAACUAUAUUUCGCCACGAUAACCGACCCCAACAAUAGCCAUGCGUUCAGCUUCAGUGGUACCAUGGAGCACCAACCAUUCCUAGGUCCUCCUGUAGCCCUCCCCUCUAUGGCAAUGGCCGCCAACCGCAAAGUUGAGCUAGAACUUAUGAAUCCCUUUGCACGCAAUCAGGACAGAAGACAUAGGUUUUCCAGAAAUAUUAUUAUACCACCGAUGGACGGAGAAAUUAGCAGUUAUAUAAAAGUAAAGCUUCGAGCACCUAAAAGCCAGCAUAAUGACCAGAACCACUCAAGCGUUAAGCGUGGUUGCUCCAACAACCGAACAGCAAUUCAGCUACAUGCAGGAACAUAUUCACGUCAAGUUAAUGGGGCCUUUCCACUAAUGCUCUCCACCAUACCUCCAGCUGUAGGCAUGCAUAGCGCCUUUCCUGAGGAUCAGCUUGACGGGCAGUGCCUGAAAUUUUCCAUGGCCCAACAUGAUCAAUGUGUAAAGCACGCCGUGGUAGCUUUAAGCGGUAGCUAUUUGCUCGAUUAUAACCCGCAACGAAACCUUCGGGACCGUGUCAACUAUCAUUACGAUAAAGCCAAAGAGAUGAUAAGCGUCGCCCUAAGAAGCAGGCAAAACCAAGCCAUUGGCCAGGGUGACAACCUCGUUGCCGCCAUCAUGUUGCUGCUAGUAGAUGAUUGUGUAAACUGGGAGUUGCGCAUAAACAAUGCUGAACCGAACUGGAUAUUGGCUGCUAGUGCCGCAAGACACGGGUAUGCAAACUGGGUAGCUCUUGCAUGCAUUCUCAGCGAGCUUGUGACUCCCUUAGCGUGCAGGGGAAACCCGAAUGCUUAUGGUUGGCUCCUCGCGGGAACACAGAAGGAGAGUUGGAAGAUCCACGGCGGUACAGGUCUUUGUCCGAAAUUACUUCAUAUAAUCUCGCAGAUCACAUAUCUAUCUAUCUUAGUGAAAGAGGAUUCCUCAAUGGCGCCUAUCUAUGCAGCAAAAGUGAUCAGCGAUGGGCUAAAAACAUUCCAUCAAUGGUCAGAACUUUCUAGUGGGUAUCCAAAUGCCGAGGAGCUGCUCCAAUCAUGCGAUCGAGACGCAAAUGGCAAAGUAACGACUGCCGCAAAAGUGACUGAGCUGACCGGGGAAACCUGGGUUGCUGCUGCCCAAAUAUACCUUCAUUGCCGGCUUUUGAGGAUAAGGGCUGAAAAUGAAUAUAGAAAACCUCGCCAUCACCCAGACGUCCAGAGAACCGCCAAAACUUUAUGGAAGUGUGUCACCCGGAUGCCUUAUUCGGGGAGUUUAUUCACCUCUCAGGCUCCCUUCUGUCCUAUUUUCAUCGCGUCCCUCGUUUCAAUAGAGAAGAAGGACAGGAUGAUAGCCGAGGAGUGGUUUACAACAGUAGGCCUAAAAGGAAAAUGCAGAUCGGUAUGCCAUCUCCGAAGCCCCGAUGUUUUCCUAUACUACCCAGUUUCCAAUCCUUCCCACACCUCCCAAUAUGUGAAGAAGCAUCAAUUGAUAAACUAA
Molecule: messenger RNA, 1722 nt
Organism: Nannizzia gypsea CBS 118893
Lineage: Eukaryota; Fungi; Ascomycota; Eurotiomycetes; Onygenales; Arthrodermataceae
Exons: 8
Coding region: 1-1722 (573 amino acids)
Source: RefSeq, a predicted model, not a curated record